GAGGAGACCUAAUGGUUAGAGACUGAUAUAUAUAACUCUGCCUCAGCAUUUGGGGGUUCGCUCGUCCCCUUGGUCCCAUGGAGGAGGCUGACUACGAAGGAUUCUCCAUCAGAGAGUACACGCGUAAGGUUAGGAGCGUUGAUAUGCGGAAAUGCUGUCCGUUCCCCGGCGAGUUUACCGGAGAUUUUAUUCAGUCGCUGCUUCCUCCGAUAACUGUAACCAAGUUCCGUUGGUGGUCUCAUGAGCUGACCUCGCUGCUAACGAAAUCUCCGGAUGAUGAUCCCAAACCGGCUUUUCGACGAAAGGCCAAUGCAGAGUCUACACCGUGUAAGAAACGCUCCAUCGGUGAAACGAUGACGAAUGAUCUUGUGUUGCAGAAUAACAAGAUUAAAACCAAGAAGCUAGAUGAUUCCUUCGAUGCCAAAACUGACAACAAGGUUAAUAGCUGCCAAGAACAAGCUCGACAAAGAGCGGCAGAUGAUGGGAAAUGCAGUCUUGGGAACAAAGAAAGAUCUCGUGUUAUGUCUCCUACUAUGAAUAAUGCUGGAGUGCGAUGCUUCUCUUACACAGAUGAAGAACUGUUUCCAGAUUCUCCCAGAUCAGUCAGUCAAGAUUGUGAUUCUGAGUUUCAGACUCCUGGAACUUUGAAGGUGGCUAAAAGGAAAGUUUGCUGGGUGAGGAGUCUUGAUAAGUCGAAUGUUGAUGCUCCUCAGUGCGAGAGGCAAGUCAGAUUCUCUUUACAACUCUGCUGCUCGCGAAUGAAUCGGUUAAGCCUAUGUUCUGCGGCAGAGGAUCAACCGCCUAAGGUUUUGUCAAACGAUAAGACCAGUGAAGAUAUGCUGGUAGAAUCCAGGAAACUAAACAAGUCUCAGCCUGUGGUUUCUGAGAGAAGGUUAAGUCAUGCUCGAGCAAAAUCUGGCCCGUCGUGUUUACCUGGACCACAUCUCACUCUGGAAAGAAUUAAAGAUGCAUUAGAUUUGGAGAGAAAGAGGCAUUUGGCGCCUAACCAAUCACCUGUCUCUACUUCGAGUGAGAUCCAUUACAGAAGUUGUUCGUCUUCCUUCUCUCAACCUGUAUCAUUGCUGAACCAAUCACCUUUUGAUCCACUUCUUGUAGAAGAGGCCAUCUUAGAAUUACCUCUUAAUUUACAAGGUGAAUUAGUAGAAGCAAAUGGUUCCUCUAGAUCUGCAGCUGUGGAAAAUGAUGUUUUACUGAGUAAUUUAGUGGACUUAUCCAGGGGAAGGAAACAUUCAGCUGAGCCAGCACUUGCCAUAGAUGUAGGAAGGCCCCCUGUGUAUAAUGAGAAACAGUAUAAGUACUAUCCAGCUAGGCUAGGCCUUGAUGAGACCUUCACCGAGAAUGCGUUUUUCAUUUCAGAUGCUGAUGAUGGAGAGUGUGGCCACACAAUCAAUCUGCCAAAGGAGGAAGCUCUGAAUCAGAACCUAAGUAGCAGGCAUAUGGUUGCAACACCUGAUGGUUUGUGUUUACAUGACACUCAGUCAACAAUGCGGCUGAUGGGUAAGGAUGUUUCCGUUAAAACAGGUUACUCAGAAGGCGAGAGGAUCAUAGCAUCAGAUGCUUCUAUAGAUUACUCCUUUCUGGAGAGCUAUGCUCAACAGAGCUGGUUAUGGCGAACGACAACACUUGGAGAAAGUCAUUCAAUCACAUCACUGGAUAAGUCUUGGAACACAACUCUGCUGUGUGAUACUUCAAAGGAUCACUUUCCUAUGUUUUGUGAAUCUCCCCAAGUCAGAACAUAUGUUGUUCCUGAUUCAGAAUUGCCUCCCACAGUCAUGUAUCCGUGUGGCUCGCUCGUCUCUUGUCCAUUGACUGAUAAGGAUCUCUACUUCCAUGAAUCUGGUUUAGGACAGCAGCUAAACAGUGUCACAUUCAGCGACCAACAACUACCUUUUCUACCCGAAAUUGGUGGUCUGCCUUCUGCUUACAGAAAUAAUGGUGUUGUUGGUCUCUUACCUGAUGUUAGAGAACCAUCUUUCGGUAUUCCUUUUACUUCUACUGCACAAUCACAGCUUCAUUGGCCACAAAGUUCCUUUGAGAGCUCUCGUUUUGAUAUCUCUUCUAUCAAUCCAUCUGAACAAUUAGUGUCCUUAUAUGGGUCCAAGUCAUCAUCUUCUUACAUAAAGGUGGGAAAAGCUCAACUAGUGUCUCGUUUUGAUAUGUAGCUAGGCUUGUCUACUGUGAUGUUGAUUGUAUAUUGUUGGGGACUUUGAUGUUAAAACGGUCUCUAUACAUUUCAUGGACCAUAACUAUCAAUCCAUUGAUCGAAACACAUUUGGUUUUGAUUUUGAUUA
This is a messenger RNA of Brassica oleracea var. oleracea, 2312 nucleotides long. RefSeq lists its product as uncharacterized. Lineage: Eukaryota; Viridiplantae; Streptophyta; Magnoliopsida; Brassicales; Brassicaceae. The record is from RefSeq and is a predicted model, not a curated record.